AUGAAUGAUUUAUCAAAAGAUGACUUAUUGGAAAGGAUAAGGCAACUUGAACUAGAAAAUUCACAACUUAAAGAAAGUAUCUCGGUUCUGUCAAAUGUUUCCGUUCAAUCUGAAUAUGAUGCAAAAUAUCCUAAGAUAGAUGAGUGCUUUUCGUCAGAUGAAUAUAAACGGUAUGGCAGACAAAUGAUAGUACCUCAGUUUGGAUCUCUUAAGUCACAAAUUAAACUCAAAAAGAAUAAAGUGUUAGUUAUUGGUGCUGGAGGGUUAGGCUGUCCUGCCUUGCUUUAUCUUUCGGCCUCUGGAGUUGGGGAAAUUGGUAUAAUAGAUGACGACUUGGUUGAUAUUAGUAAUUUGCAUCGACAGGUUUUACAUACGACCGAGAGUGUGGGUAUCCAUAAAUGUGAAUCUGCUAAAAGAUACAUCAAUAAACUAAACCCCCAUGUUAAAGUUAAUACAUAUCCUUUUAGGCUAUCAAAUGAUAAUGCUUUCAAUAUUAUAGAAAAAUAUGAUCUCAUUUUAGAUUGUACAGAUACCCCUGCCACUAGAUAUUUGAUAAAUGAUGUAUCUGUCAUAUGUGGGAAGACAAUUGUGAGUGGUUCUGGCUUGAAAACGGAUGGGCAGUUAUCAAUAUUAAACUUUCACGGAAUUGGACCAUGCUAUAGAUGCUUUUAUCCCAAACCACCCUCUCCUGGAUCUAUUACAUCUUGUGCUGAUGGUGGAGUUGUCGGACCAGCUAUCGGAUUAAUUGGAGUUACGAUGGCGUUGGAAGCAAUAAAAUUAAUUACGGAUUUCUACACAGAUGAAACUUUUAAACCUUUCUUGUCUAUGUACUCAGGCUACCCACAACAACAAUUGCGAGUGUUUAAGAUGAGAAAUAAGCAACAGAAUUGUGCGGUGUGUGGUAAUAAACCAACUAUAUUAAAGAGUACAAUUACCAACAAUGAUAUAGAUUAUGCUGAAUUUUGUGGGAGAGUUAAUCCAAAUGUGCUAGCUUCAGAAUUCAGAAUAAGUGUAGAUGAAUAUCAUGACUACGUCCAUAGUACAAAUCAUAAUUCUAUACUUAUCGAUGUAAGACCCAAAGAACAAUAUGAAAUCACCAAAAUACCUACUUCCAUAAAUAUUCCUUGGGAUCCAACAAUCAACAAAGCUGACGAUAUAGAUUCGUACUUCCCUCCCAAUUUUAAUAAGGAUACAGAAACCUUUGUUAUUUGUCGCUAUGGCAAUGACUCACAGAUAGCUGCUAAAAAGUUAAUUGAAAAAUUUGGUUUUAGUAAAGUAAAGGAUAUUAAAGGUGGUAUAAAUAAAUGGAGCGAAGAAAUCGAUUCGAGUAUCCCACAGUAUUAA
Debaryomyces fabryi is the source of this 1344-nucleotide messenger RNA. It is a transcript of the gene UBA4, whose product is annotated as Uba4p. Lineage: Eukaryota; Fungi; Ascomycota; Pichiomycetes; Serinales; Debaryomycetaceae. Gene Ontology annotation, biological process: tRNA wobble position uridine thiolation; protein urmylation. Bases 1 to 1344 code for a protein of 447 amino acids. Gene Ontology annotation, cellular component: cytoplasm; cytosol. The transcript has a single exon. Gene Ontology annotation, molecular function: adenylyltransferase activity; thiosulfate-cyanide sulfurtransferase activity; URM1 activating enzyme activity. The record is from RefSeq and is a predicted model, not a curated record.